Papaver somniferum (opium poppy) is the source of this 2683-nucleotide messenger RNA. RefSeq names its product deoxyribodipyrimidine photo-lyase-like. Bases 920 to 2488 code for a protein of 522 amino acids. The transcript has 9 exons. Gene Ontology annotation, biological process: photoreactive repair. Gene Ontology annotation, molecular function: deoxyribodipyrimidine photo-lyase activity. NCBI's taxonomy places the organism in Eukaryota, Viridiplantae, Streptophyta, Magnoliopsida, Ranunculales, Papaveraceae. The record is from RefSeq and is a predicted model, not a curated record.
UAAAUCAUCUUGGAUGGGAGAGAGAGAAUACAAAAAUAGAUCACUAUGCAAAGUCAUACAAACUCCCCGUUUCAAUCUCAAAAUACAUGACAAAGUAUUCUUCACAAAAUGAAGAGGUAAACGACAAGCAACAAACCACCCACCACCAGUUUUCCAAAUUUCUUAGUAUCCCCUAAAAAUUAGAAAGUGAAGCAAUAAAAGCUUUUUUACCAUUAACAAUCUAAGGAGCACAAUAAACAAUUUCUUCCUUAUUUCUCUGACUGCUCUUAGCUUUGGAAGCCGUCUUAGCCCAAUAAUUUGUAAUAGCUGUAGAAUUAGGUCGACUCGAAUGACCACCAGAUUGAAUCUCCUUUGCACCCAGAAAAGAAUAAAACUCCUUCACAAAUUCGUUUUUAUAGAAUUACUCAAAUCAACCUCAUGAACAGAUCCCUCUAACAUCAUGUGAAAAGAUGGAGGAAGGCUAGACGCAACAAUGAAAUAACGGGGGACACCGCCAGGCGGCGAUGCCAUGAUAUCCGACGAAACUCUGAAGAUGAAGAAAAUGUCAACAUAGACGGCCAGGGUCGAGCUCAUUUGCUGCAAGUGUAGAAUCUAAGUUGAAAGUUUCCCUCUCCAAAUUUCAGAGGGGCUUGGUGCCUUGGCCUGCCCUGGGGACCCAUGGCUAUUAUACAGCCCAAUAUACGAACGGUUGCACUAUGGACACGUCUCCUUAAGUAGGCGCAUAGCUUGUAUCGUGUAACAUUUCGCACCACUAAUAAAAUUACAGUUCCCAAUUUCCCAUUCUUCUUCAUCUUCCCUCCCAAAUUCUGUAAUAUCCAAUUAAACUGGUGGAAAACACCCACUGCGUAAGUGAAACCUUUUGUAAUCAUACACCCAUCACAAUCUUGUCCUCAACGUCUUUCUCAUUUUGCUCUCCACCAUGACAUCAUCAUCCUCGACAAUGGCGAUUCAACCGGGAAGAAUCCGGGUUCUCAAAGAAGGAUUACUACCCAAAUUAUUGUCUGAACAAAAAUGUGGACCAGUUGUUUACUGGAUGUUUAGAGAUCAAAGGGUUAAAUAUAAUUGGGCAUUAAUCCAUGCCGUUGAUCAAGCUAACAAAGGAAAUGUACCUGUUGUUGUUGCAUUUAAUCUUUUUGAUGCAUUCAAAGGUGCGAAGAAUCGUCAAUUAGGGUUUAUGUUAAAGGGUCUUCGCCAACUUCAGCAAACAUUAGUAGAGUCCUUUCAAAUCCCAUUCUUCUUGUUUCAGGGAGAAGCAGUAGAAACAAUUCCGAAUUUUAUGAGAGAAAGUGGAGCUUCACUUUUGGUAACAGAUUUUUCGCCAUUGAGGGAAGUUAGGAAAUGGAAAGAAGAAAUGUGUGAACGAGUUGGUGAUUCAGUUACAGUGCAUGAAAUCGAUGCACAUAAUGUAGUUCCACUGUGGGUUGCAUCAGGUAAAUUAGAGUACGGUGCAAGAACUAUAAGGAGUAAAAUUCACAAGUUGCUUCCUGAGUAUCUCAUUGAUUUUCCUCAACUUCAAACUCCUAACAAGAAAUGGGUUGGUAUUAGUCCUUUGAUAGAUUGGGAGAAACUCAUCGACGAUGUUUUGAGAAAAGGAGCAGAAGUACCUGAAAUUGAGUGGUGUGAACCUGGAGAAGUUGCUGCAAUGGAAGCUCUUCAUGGUGCUAAAAAUGGAUUCCUUUCAACCACCAGGUUGAAGAACUAUAAUACUGAUCGCAAUAACCCAUUGAAGCCAAGAGGACUUUCAGGCCUUUCUCCUUAUUUGCAUUUUGGUCAGAUUUCAGCGCAACGGUGUGCGUUGGAGGCUCGGAAUGUUCGCAGCGUCAAUCCUCAGUCAGUCGACUCGUUCAUGGAGGAGUUGAUCGUACGAAGAGAACUCGCAGACAAUUUUUGCUACUAUCAGCCUCAGUAUGACUCUAUACAGGGCGCGUGGGAAUGGGCUCGGAAAACUUUGAUGGACCAUGCAAAUGAUAAGCGAGAACAUGUUUAUACGAGGGAGCAACUGGAGAAAGCAAAAACUGCUGAUCCUCUGUGGAAUGCAUCACAACUAGAGAUGGUUCAUCAUGGAAAAAUGCACGGAUUCAUGAGAAUGUAUUGGGCUAAAAAGAUUUUAGAAUGGACAAAUGGACCAGAAGAAGCACUUUCUACAGCUUUAUACUUAAAUGACAAGUACGAAAUAGAUGGUAGGGACCCAAAUGGAUAUGUAGGUUGUAUGUGGUCGAUAUGUGGUGUUCAUGAUCAGGGUUGGAGGGAACGGCCGGUGUUUGGCAAGAUAAGGUACAUGAACUAUGCAGGAUGCAAACGGAAAUUCGACGUCGAAGGUUAUAUCGCGUAUGUCAAGAGACUAGUUGGCGGAAUCAAGAAGCGGAAAGCAGAAAUUACAAUUAGUGCCGAGGUUAAGGCAAAGUUGAAGUCUGACGUUGUACAAGAUCUGGUAAAAGGUAGAAUCCAAGAAAAUCCUUCAGAGAUUGUCCCGUUAUUAUCUUCCUAAAGAUUCAUACUGGGAACAUAUUUGUUCAGUGGCAGAAAUAGAAAUGAAGUGUAUUAUGUUUAGGCACGGUUUGAUUUCCAUAUUUUGUAAUUCAGAUGGUCAUGGAAGUGUACCUUCUAAAUAUGAGACUAUUGAUUGUCAGUGGGAACUGAAUUUCCAUGUCUAUAAAUAUAAGGUACCCAGGCUUUUUCCUCA